UAACCGGGGCCCAACCCAACGCUAAUUUAAAAAAAAAACUAUUAUUGUCAUUCGUUAUUAUGACUUUUUGUGGUGUUUAUUUUCACAAUUUUUUAUGCAUGUUUGAGAAUUUCGUCUAAAUCUAAUCCAUGAUGAAAUGCAAUGAAUUUGAAAAAAGCAAAUCUCAUCAUCACAUGAAUCUGGACAACUUGGAUAAGGCCUUACACGAUUUGGGAAUGCUGAGUGCCAUUACUGAAGCUCGCCGAGAAUACUUGCGUGAAUCAAGAGCCAAUUACGGAGUAAUGCGCUUCAACACGCGCUACGUCUCGAACGUCACCGUGGGGUAUUGUAUGAAACGGGCCACAAAUAAAAACAGACUUUGCCCGUAUGUUUUGCCAGUUAGGCAUAGAACUAAGAGUGAGAACUCCGAUGUAGUCGGUAGUGAGGUGAGCGAUGCAGCUUGUGAUUAUAAAAAUAGUUUGUUGGAACCAUCCACAAGUGGCUACAUGGCGCACGAUUACACUAAAAGCCCGGCAAAGCGCUGCCAGUCUCUAGAAAACCUUAACCUUACUGUAGAGCCUCAAUGCAAUCCAGAGAUCUCACCAGAAAUGGACUGUGUGUCAACUCGAAUCCAGAAAUUACAGGUUGAUGAAUGACACUAAAGUUGAGCACACACACCACUCUUAAAUUUGUGUUGUCACACCAUGUGUGUGAUAAGGUGUAGCUGUAGUAUUCAAGUAAUUUAAUGAAUGUUGAAAAUGUAUACAGACUUUGUAUCAUUGAGAGCUGGCUCUCUUACUCUUAUGAUUUGCGUAUUCCCAUAAGUAUUUAAAUUAUUAACUAUAGUUACUACAAUGUCAUUCACAAAUUGUUUCAAAUUGGAUUUUACUCUCUGUAAAUAAUGUUUGAAUGAUAUUAUAACUUCAAUUUGCUUUUAUGGAGCAAAAGUUUUGCAAAUAUUUUUUGAAAACCUAUAGCCAUCAUUUUUUUUCUCAUCUUUGUAGUAAGAGAAACAAAGAAAUAAAAUGAAUGCAGAUUUUCAACAGGAUAAUAGACUCAAGACUUUUUGGCUGGUAUUUGGUAAAUGUCUGAAGCGUCAGGCCUUUGUAUGAUCUGAUCAUAUUUUUUUGCCAGUUAUAUUCCCACAUGGAUAUCCAUGAAUACAUACUACAUGAACAUCUACCAUUUGCCCUAUGAUUCUACAUCAAAAUAUGUUUGUAGAAUCAAACUGUCCCUCAAUAAAGAUAAUAAAUAUUUUCAUAUUUAUAACUUUAUAACAGUGGUGCAACUGGCAGCAAGCACCAUUGUACCCACCUUACACCUUAUGCUGACGACACGGUCAAAAUAAACAAUAAUAUUUAUAUACAAUCCUUUGGCCCUCGACAUCCCUUACCGACAGACUGCUGCCAAAUCAUAAAGUCGAUCCUUCCUAAAUUAUAAUGGUUGUGUAAUACCUACCCACUCCAUAACUGCAAUUGUAACGAUAUAUUGUUAGUGUGUAAUGGAAAUUUAUUAAAGAAAAAAAUCAUUAGAUUUGUAUAAAUUAAUUUUGCAUGUGUAUCACUCAUUACAUAAAUUCUACUUCAUUUCAUCAUUUAAUUAAGCAAAUUGCUCAAAAUUGCAAUGGGUACAAACAUAAUUAAUUUGUGAAUCUGUAACUAUAAUUGUUUGAUGGAUGUUAGCGUUUUAUGUCUAUGGUUACCUAAGUACCACCUAAGUGUUGUUAAGAACAAAUUUUGUUGUGUCUAAGUCACAAAUGCUUAAUUUAGCUGUUGUGUACUUAAUUUAUUCUAGUGUUCUACUAAUAUAUUGAUUAGUAGAUACUUUAAUAAAUUCUAUCUUUAAUAAUAUACUCGUCACACAUAAUUAUUGCAAGAAUACAUCAUUAUAGUAUUAGUUAAGAAAAUUCUUAUGUCCAUGGUAUAUAUGUAUAGUAUUUUUUGUUUAUAUAAGUUGAAAUUUUAAAACUUCAUGCAUAGUGUAAAGUAAAUAAGUUGAUUAUUCAAUAUUAAUAUUUGAUUUGUAUGCAUGAACUUGCUUUAAUGAAUAGAUCUUUAUUUACAUUUAUUAUUUGAUUUUGUUGUUGAGUUUUUGAUAGAAAUUAUUUAUGUUGAAUAAAGAUGAAAAUAAGCAGUAUUUGUAAUACAUGUGUUCCGUUAUAAGAGUGGACAGGCAGCCAACAUUACCACAGAUACAGUAUAAAGUAAUUUUCAACUACCACUCAUACUUAUAAAAAUCCUUUUUUUUUUUUUUUAAAUGUGUUACAUAUUGUAUUGACAAAGACUGUAAAUGGAUCUCAAAAGCAUUAUGCAUAUUUUUCAGAUUUGGUUAAUGAAAGACAAGCAACCCAUAUCUUUUGAUACCACUGUUAACUUGACUUUGUGACUUAGCCAUUGGUACAUAUGUUUGUUAACAUAUUUUGUUAUUUUUUUUUGUCUUAUUUAAUAACAAAUAUUUGAAAUAAAUAUUGCUUUGAUUUAUUA
Plodia interpunctella (Indianmeal moth) is the source of this 2462-nucleotide messenger RNA. RefSeq lists its product as uncharacterized. Bases 129 to 635 code for a protein of 168 amino acids. The record is from RefSeq and is a predicted model, not a curated record. NCBI's taxonomy places the organism in Eukaryota, Metazoa, Arthropoda, Insecta, Lepidoptera, Pyralidae. The transcript is spliced from 2 exons.